GAAGAGAGAACGGGGGCCGCUGUGCAGUUUGCAGCAAUGGCAGAGCUAGAGGAGGGGGAGGGAUGCAGCUCGGGCCAGAGAGGGCUUUCUUCGCCUCGGCUCCAGCGGAUGGUCGCCGUUUCUCGCUAGCUGAGCAGACGGCCUCGCCGCCGCCCGUGCCGGGACCAAGCAGCGUUUCCCGCAGAACAGCACCGCCAUGUCGACCAAAGCAGAGCAAUUUGCUUCCAAGAUCCGAUACUUGCAAGAGUACCAUAAUCGUGUCCUUCACAACAUUUAUCCUGUCCCCUCUGGAACUGACAUUGCAAAUACUCUGAAAUACUUUUCUCAGACAUUACUAAGCAUUUUGUCCCGCACAGGGAAGAAGGAGAAUCAAGAUGCCUCCAAUUUGACAGUGCCCAUGACCAUGUGUCUUUUUCCUGUGCCAUUCCCACUCACCCCAUCUCUAAGACCACAGGUCAGUUCCAUCAACCCUACUGUUACUCGCUCCCUCCUUUACAGCGUCCUGCGAGAUGCUCCCACUGAACGCGGCCAGCAAAGUCGGGAUGCUCAGUUAUCUGACUACCCAUCAUUGGACUAUCAAGGACUAUACGUGACAUUGGUGACUCUGCUGGAUCUAGUUCCUUUGCUACAACAUGGUCAACAUGAUCUCGGACAGUCCAUUUUUUAUACAACCACAUGUUUGCUACCUUUUCUCAAUGAUGACAUCUUGAGUACUUUACCGUAUACAAUGAUCUCUACUUUAGCUACAUUCCCACCGUUUCUGCACAAAGAUAUCAUAGAGUAUCUCAGCACAUCAUUCUUGCCCAUGGCAAUAUUGGGCUCUUCAAGAAGAGAAGGGGUACCUGCUCAUGUUAAUCUUUCUGCAUCUUCAAUGCUAAUGAUUGCGAUGCAGUAUACAUCCAAUCCUGUGUAUCACUGUCAGUUACUGGAAUGUCUUAUGAAACACAAACAAGAAGUAUGGAAAGACUUGCUAUAUGUAAUAGCAUAUGGCCCAUCACAAGUAAAACCACCUGCAGUACAAAUGCUUUUCCACUACUGGCCCAACUUAAAACCUCCUGGGGCAAUAAGUGAAUAUCGAGGACUACAGUACACGGCAUGGAAUCCCAUUCAUUGUCAGCACAUUGAAUGCCAUAAUGCAAUUAACAAGCCAGCUGUGAAGAUGUGCGUAGAUCCUUCUUUAUCUGUGGCUUUGGGUGAUAAACCACCCCCUCUCUAUCUUUGUGAAGAAUGCAGCCAAAGGAUUGCAGGGGAUCACAGUGAAUGGUUGGUUGAUGUUCUUUUACCACAAGCUGAAAUUUCUGCUAUAUGUCAAAAAAAGAAUUGCAGUUCACACGUUAGGAGGGCUGUUGUGACGUGUUUCUCUGCUGGCUGCUGUGGUCGCCAUGGUAACAGGCCAGUGCGUUACUGCAAAAGAUGCCACUCAAAUCAUCACAGCAGUGAAGUUGGGGCAACAGCAGAGACCCACCUAUAUCAGACAUCACCACCUCCUAUCAAUACCCGUGAAUGUGGGGCUGAGGAAUUAGUCUGUACAGUGGAAGCUGUCAUCAGCCUGCUGAAAGAGGCUGAAUUCCAUGCUGAGCAAAGGGAGUAUGAGCUCAACCGCAGGAGGCAGCUGGGCCUGUCCUCCUCACAUCAUUCUUUGGACAACACAGAUUUUGAUAACAAAGAUGAUGACAAGCAUGAUCAGCGGCUUCUGAGCCAGUUUGGAAUCUGGUUCCUGGUUAGCCUCUGCACCCCUAGUGAGAAUACUCCCACAGAGAGUUUGGCUCGGCUGGUCAGCAUGGUUUUCCAGUGGUUCCACUCCACAGCAUACAUGAUGGAUGAUGAAGUUGGCAGCCUAGUGGAGAAACUCAAACCCCAAUUUGUCACCAAAUGGCUGAAAACUGUGUGUGAUGUUAGGUUUGAUGUCAUGGUGAUGUGCCUUCUUCCUAAACCAAUGGAGUUUGCAAGGGUGGGUGGAUAUUGGGAUAAGUCCUGUAGCACUGUGACCCAAUUAAAGGAAGGUCUGAAUCGGAUCCUUUGCUUAAUUCCAUAUAAUGUAAUCAAUCAACCUGUGUGGGACUGUAUUAUGCCAGAAUGGCUGGAAGCCAUCAGGACUGAGGUGCCAGACAAUCAACUGAAGGAAUUCAGGGAAGUAUUAAGUAAAAUGUUUGAUAUAGAGAUGUGCCCACUCCCUUUUUCUAUGGAGGAGAUGUUUGGCUUCAUAAGCUGUCGGUUCACAGGAUAUCCAUCCUCUGUACAAGAACAAGCUCUGCUCUGGCUUCAUGUGUUAUCUGAAUUAGACAUUGUAGUUCCACUUCAGUUGGUAAUCAGUAUGUUUUCUGAUGGUGUUAAUUCUGUGAAAGAACUGGCAAAUCAAAGAAAAUCAAGAGUCAGUGAGCUAACUGGGAAUCUUGCAGCUCGAAGGGUGAGCAUUGCCUCUGAUCCAGGACGCAGAGUCCAGCAUAAUACACUGAGUCCAUUCCCAAGUCCAUUUCAGAGUCCAUUUCGCAGCCCAAUGCCCAGCCCUUUCAAAAAUUUUGGACAUCCUGGAGGAGGAAGAACCAUUGACUUUGACUGCAAUGAUGAUGAAAUGAAUUUGAGUUGCUUCAUCCUGAUGUUUGAUCUCAUCUUGAAGCAGAUGGAAUUACAAGAUGAUGGCAUUACCUUGGGCUUGGAGAACAGCAUAUCCAAAGACAUAAUUUCUAUCAUCAACAAUGUGUUCCAGGCCCCCUGGGGUGGCUCUCAUAUUUGUCAAAAAGAUGAGAAGGCAGUAGAAUGUAGUUUGUGCCAGUCUAGUAUCUUGUGCUAUCAGCUGGCUUGUGAGCUCUUGGAAAGACUAGCCCCAAAAGAAGAAAUCAGACUGGUGGAACCGACAGAUAACUUGGAGGACAGUCUUCUUGAUCCCAAACCAGAGUUCAUUAUAGGAACUGAAGGGGAUGUAGAAAACAAAUCUGCCCCAAAGCACGGAGAAAAUCCAGGGAACCACACAGAAACAACAGAAAAUACAGCGCCCAUAAAAAAUGACACGGAAAGGAAAUUUUGUUACCAGCAGCUCCCAGUGACACUGAAACUCAUAUAUACAUUAUUACAGGAAAUGGCACAUUUUGAAGAGCCAGAUAUUCUCUUUAACAUGCUGAACUGCUUGAAGAUUCUCUGCCUUCAUGGGGAAUGUUUAUACAUUGCAAGGAAGGACUAUCCUCAAUUCCUAGCCUACAUUCAGGAUCAUAUGCUGAUUGCCAGCUUAUGGAGAGUUGUAAAAUCGGAGUUCUCCCAGCUUUCUUCACUAGCAGUGCCACUCCUUCUCCAUGCUCUUUCACUGCCACAUGGAGCUGAUAUUUUCUGGACAAUCAUCAAUAGCAACUUCAAUAGCAAAGACUGGAAAGUUAGAUUUGAAGCAGUAGAGAAAGUAGCAGUUUUGUGUAGAUUCCUGGAUAUUCAUUCAGUGACCAAAAACCAUCUACUGAAAUAUUCUUUGGCACAUGCCUUUUGUUGUUUUCUGACUGCUGUGGAGGAUGUCAAUCCAGCUGUGGCCACCAGAGCAGGUCUUCUCUUAGACACCAUAAAAAGGCCAGCCUUGCAGGGACUAUGUCUUUGUCUUGAUUUCCAGUUUGAUACUGUAGUCAAGGACAGACCCACUAUUCUUAGCAAGCUUUUGCUGCUCCAUUUUCUCAAGCAAGACAUUCCAGCGUUGAGCUGGGAAUUCUUUGUGAAUCGGUUUGAGACACUCUCUCUUGAGGCACAACUUCACUUGGACUGCAACAAGGAAUUUCCCUUCCCAACAACAAUCACAGCUGUCCGGACAAAUGUUGCCAACUUAAGUGAUACAGCAAUGUGGAAGAUCAAGAGAGCUCGGUUUGCUCGGAAUCGACAGAAGAGUGUGCGUUCUUUGAGGGACAGUGUGAAAGGUCCAGUGGAGUCCAAGAGGGCACUUUCUCUUCCAGAAACCUUAACAACCAAAAUCCCAGCCAGGCUGACCAGACAGGAACAGUCUGCCCCAGCCCUUGGUGGUACACCAGAAGAAACACAAGGGCAGCCUUCUCCAGAGAAUGAUAAUACCAUAAAGGACCUUCUCCCAGAGGAUGCUGGCAUUGAUCAUCAAACAGUCCACCAACUCAUUACUGUGCUGAUGAAGUUUAUGGCAAAGGAUGAGAGUAGUGCAGAAUCAGAUAUCAGCAGUGCUAAAGCCUUCAAUACAGUCAAGCGCCAUUUAUAUGUCUUGCUGGGCUACGAUCAACAGGAAGGGUGCUUCAUGAUUGCACCUCAGAAGAUGCGUCUUUCAACCUGCUUUAAUGCUUUUAUUGCAGGAAUUGCACAAGUGAUGGAUUACAACAUUAACCUAGGGAAGCACCUUCUUCCUUUGGUGGCUCAGGUGCUGAAGUACUGCACGUGCCCUCAGCUUAGACAUUACUUCCAGCAGCCCCCCCGCUGUUCCCUCUGGUCCCUUAAGCCUCACAUUCGACAGAUGUGGCUGAAGGCCCUGCUUGUCAUCCUAUAUAAGUAUCCCUACAGAGAUUGUGAUAUCAGUAAAAUUGUGUUGAAUCUCGUCCAUAUAACCAUCAACACAUUAAAUGCCCAGUAUCACAGCUGCAAGCCUCAUGCCACAGCAGGUCCUUUGUAUAGUGACAACAGCAAUGCAAGCCGGUACAGUGAGAAAGAAAAAGCAGAGGAAGACAGUGUCUUUGAUGAAUCUGACAUUCAUGAAACACCCACUGGAACAGGCAAUAAAGAAUCACAAACCUUCUUUGCAAGGCUGAAAAGAAUUGGAGGCAGCAAAAUGGUGAAAUAUCAGCCAGUUGAGAUGAAUGCUCAAAGAAGUGAAAUAGAACUUGCUGAAUAUAGAGAAACUGGCAUAUUGCAAGACAAUAUUCUGCGCUGUAUGAGAGAAGAAAGCAUUCAGAAAAAGAAACUGCGCUCUCUAAAACAAAAAUCUCUUGACAUAGGAAAUGCAGACUCCCUGUUGUUUACAUUAGAUGAGCACCGUCGAAAAUCAUGCAUAGACCGCUGUGACUUAGAGAAGCCACCUGCCGCUUCCACUUACACCACACAGAGGCAGAAUGAUUAUGGACGACCACAGCAAAAUUCUUCCACCAGAAUAGAAGAACAGGAUAUAGGAGAGAAGGAAAAUAUCCCAGCCAUCCCAGAGAGAAGUCAAACAAGGCGAAGACCUAUCAUACCAGAAGUCAGGUUAAACUGCAUGGAACCCUAUGAAGUGAAUGUAGAUUCCCCAGCUAAAACUUCUCCUUCAAAGGAGGACUUGGAUCUCAUAGAUCUGUCCUCUGAUUCAAUGUCAGGGCCCGAAAAGCAAUCUGUUGUUUCCAAUUCAGAUAGUGACUCCUUGGUUUUUGAGCCACUUCCUCCUCUUAGAAUAGUGGAAAGUGAUGAGGAAGAGACUGAUAUCACAAGUCGGCUGCAUGAUGGUGACUCUGGGGUGACAGUCGCCUCCUCUCCAUCAAGUCCUACCAGUGUUUCCAUCCUCAGCCUCAGCAUAACUCCACUUGUGCAGUUCAGCAUUGAAGAUUGCUCCAAAGCCAUAACCCCUUGUGAAAUAAGUCAUCUGGUAUCAUUUGCACAAGACAAAACUCCCUCAACUACUCCUGAAAGUCAAAAGGAUGUUGAUGAGCUAGCUAAGCCAGAAGAUGUUCAAGGGAUACCUCCUGGCAGCCCCCUGACACUAAAGCAAAAACGGGAUAUGCUGCAAAAAUCAUUUGCUCUCACAGAGAUGUCCAUUGAUGAUAACUCUGAAUUAUGCAUAGAAGAAAUUAAGCCCAUUGGACCCUUUCCGAGUUCAAAUGAGAAAACUGUCUUCAUUAAGGUCCCUGAGGACUCUGAUAGCCAAGCUGAAAGUCAAAAGCCUGAUGCCAGUGCAGAAUCUGAUACAGAACAAAGUACAGAACAAAAGCAAGAGGAGGAAGCCGAAGAGUCGGAAUUUAAGAUCCAAAUAGUUCCUAGACAGAGGAAGCAGAGGAAGAUUGCUGUGAGUGCCAUCCAGAGAGAAUACCUGGAUAUUUCCUUCAACAUCUUAGAUAAGCUGGGAGAACAGAAAGAAACAGAUGUAUCAGCUAAAGUACUUUCAACCUUAGAAAUGCCAAGGGAGUCGUCUUCUGCUCCGACACUUGAAGCAGGUGUACCAGAGAUAAGUAGCCACUCUUCCAUGUCAACUCAGUUCCGACAGAUGAAAAGAGGUUCUUUGGGUGCACUGACCAUGAACCAGUUAAUGAAGAGGCAGCUGGAACAUCAGUCUAGUGCUCCUCAUAAUAUUAGCACGUGGGACACUGAACAGAUACAGCAUGGGAAGAGGCCGUGCAAUGUCUCAGUAUGCUUAAACCCUGACCUGGAGGGACCACCACUAAGAAUACGAGGAACCACAAAAUCAAGCUUGCUGUCAGCACCUAGUAUAGUUAGUAUGUUUGUACCCGCACCAGAAGAUUUUAUUGAUGACCAGCCUACCAUGAUGACUGACAAAUGCCAUGACUGUGGAGCCAUCCUGGAGGAGUAUGAUGAAGAAACACUGGGUCUGGCCAUAGUAGUUCUCUCCACAUUCAUCCAUCUCAGCCCAGAUCUGGCUGCUCCUUUGUUGCUGGAUAUCAUGCAAUCUGUAGGAAGGCUGGCUUCAAGUACCAAUUUUUCUAAUCAAGCAGAAAGUAUGAUGAUUCCAGGGAAUGCUGCAGGUGUGGCCAAGCAGUUUCUCCGUUGUAUUUUCCAUCAGCUAGCUCCCAAUGGUAUAUUUCCACAGCUGUUUCAGAGCAACAUCAAGGAUGGAAGCUUUUUACGGACCUUGGCCACCUCUCUUAUGGAUUUCAGUGAACUGAGUUCCAUAGCUGCAUUGAGUCAACUCUUAGAGGGCUUAAACAACAAAAAGAAUUUGCCAGCAGGAGGUGGAAUGUUACGCUGCUUGGAAAACAUUGCUACAUUCAUGGAAGCUCUGCCAAUGGAUUCCCCAAGCAAUCUUUGGACUACGAUCAGCAAUCAGUUUCAGACUUUCUUUACCAAGCUACCAUGUGUUUUGCCCCUUAAGUGUUCAUUAGAUUCCAGUGUAAGGAUAAUGAUCUGUUUGCUGAAGAUUCCCACCAGUAGCGCUGCCAGGAGUCUGCUGGAGCCAUUUUCAAAAUUGCUGAGCUUUGUCAUUCAGAAUGCCAUCUUUACCCUGGCUUAUUUGAUUGAACUGUGUGGCUUAUGUCACCGAGCUUUCACAAAGGAAAGGGAUAAGUUCUAUUUAUCCCGCAGUGUCAUCUUAGAGUUACUGCAAGCUCUGAAGUUAAAGUCACCUUUGCCAGACACCAAUCUGCUGCUCUUGGUCCAGUUUGUUUGCGCAGAUGCUGGGACAAAGCUAGCUGAAUCAAUGAUCUUACACAAGCAAAUGAUUGCUUCUCUCCCUGGAUGUGGAACAGCAGCAAUGGAAUGCAUGAGGCAGUACAUUGGUGAAGUUUUGGAUUUUAUUGCUGACAUGCAUACUUUGACCAAAUUAAAGAGUCACAUGAAAACCUGUUCCCAGCCAUUGCAUGAGGAUACUUUUGGUGGACAUCUCAAAGUGGGCUUAGCACAGAUUGCUGCAAUGGAAAUCUCACGGGGCAACCACAGGGAUAACAAGGCUGUGGUUCGUUACUUGCCUUGGCUGUACCAUCCUCCCUCUGCAAUGCAACAAGGGCCCAAAGAAUUCAUUGAAUGUGUGUCUCAUAUUCGGCUACUCUCCUGGCUACUGUUGGGGUCUCUGACACAUAAUGUUGUCUGUCCAAAUUCCCCUUCAGCUUGUAUGCCCAUUCCACUGGAUGCAGGUUCCCAUGUCGCUGAUCACCUAAUUGUGAUCCUGAUUGGGUUUCCAGAGCAGUCUAAGACAUCUGUCUUGCAUAUGUGUUCUCUCUUCCAUGCCUUUAUAUUUGCUCAGCUGUGGACAGUAUAUUGUGAACAAGCCGCAGUUGCUCCUACAGUCCAAAAUCAAAAUGAAUUUAGUUUCACAGCAGUCCUCACAGCUCUGGAAUUUUGGAGCCGAGUAACACCAAGUAUCCUCCAGCUGAUGGCACAUAACAAGGUGAUGGUAGAAAUGGUGUGUCUCCAUGUGAUCAGUUUAAUGGAGGCUUUGCAAGAAUGUAAUUCCACUAUCUUUGUCAAGCUCAUCCCAAUGUGGCUACCAAUGAUUCAAUCCAAUCUAAAGCAUUUAUCUGCUGGUCUCCAGCUCCGCCUGCAAGCUAUUCAGAACAAUGUGAACCAUCAUAGCCUUAGAAUGUUACAGGGAUCCGUUCAGAUGAACACUAACACCUCUGUCCUCCGCAAGUGGCUGCAGUGUACCCAGUUCAAAAUGGCUCAAGUGGAAAUCCAGUCAUCGGAAGCAGCAUCUCAGUUUUAUCCUUUAUGAGUUGGAUGGAAUGUUCUGAGAACCUGUUAGUCUAGCAAUAAUAGGGCUAAAGCUAUAAGGCAAAAGGCCAUCUUUAGAAACCAUAUAACAGUACUGUAGCUACAUUUUUGUUUUGGUCUUGUAGAGAGAAGAAAGUCAAAUGGCUAAAGAUAGUGGGCUGGCUGUGUCCAUCAGUAACCAAAAGCAUGUUCUGGCUGAUGCGUAAGAGACAUAAAAUUUCCUCUCUGAAAUGAGAGGUUUGCUCAUUGAAGCCUGAGCCGAUGCAUAUAGCAAGCUGUUUAAAUACAUGUAUUUGAAAAUAUUCAUUUAUUAAAGAAAAUGACUGUUUUCCCUGUUAGGAUUUAUAUACACACAUGCACAGGUGUGUUUGUGUGUGUGUGUGUACA
This is a messenger RNA of Candoia aspera, 8718 nucleotides long. It is a transcript of the gene UNC79, whose product is annotated as unc-79 homolog, NALCN channel complex subunit. The record is from RefSeq and is a predicted model, not a curated record. The coding region runs from base 197 to 8332 and encodes 2711 amino acids. Lineage: Eukaryota; Metazoa; Chordata; Lepidosauria; Squamata; Candoiidae. Gene Ontology annotation, molecular function: protein binding. The transcript has 52 exons.